GAGUGUCACUGCGCGUGUGUCCAGGAAGUUCAUCAAACAUGGCGGCGGGCUACGUAAGAGCAGUGAGGACAGCGUUCAAAGGUGCAGAGCUUGUUUCCGGCCGGCGGCUCCUCGCACAGAUCCCGGCAUCAUGUCGUUGUUCCCGGCUACUACACGUCUCUCCUGCCGCCUCCAUGUGCAGCUCCAGGACGGAGCAGCAGAGCCCGAGACGCGGGGAGGAAGAGGACGAAGGACCGGAGUACACGCCGAGGAUUGCGAAGAACCCCAUGACGAAGAUCGGCUAUGCCUGGAUUAUCGGCCUCCCCACAGGAAUCCUCUGCUUCAUCCUCGCCAAGAGACAAGUGGAUAAAAACCGACUGAAGCAGCUGAAGGUUCGACAAAGGAUGAAAAUUUCAAAUGAUGGAGAGUAUGAAGGCAGUCGCUACCUCCACCACAGAGAGAGGGCUGGCCUUGACCGAUAAAAAUCAUGGUAGGUUGAUGUGUACCUGAAAGUCACUACUGGGGAUAUGAUUCUGCACUGCUCUGAUCACAAAAGAGAUGUCGGCUGUUUGAGCUCAACUAUCAAACACCAAGAAGCUCCUCAAGACUCUGAGAACUGACUGUUUGCUCUUGCUUGUAACAAAGCCUUAAAUCGGGACAUUUGUUUUUCCUUAUUCAGUGUGACCGUGUAGUUAAAUUUCCAAAAUGGUCAUCAUGUCGAUGUCCUAUAAAUAUAUUACGCUCGAAACACUUAAGGGAACGAACAAUUUCAUCUUAAAAACUAAAGUAAUAUAAAUGUUCGUUUUCUUUGAGAACAAAAUAAUCUAACGUCCAUCAGUAGAAACCAAAAUCAUUGACGACUGAAUUCAACAUGACACAGAAGAUCAGAGACCGAUGAUUAUGAUGCCAUGUUCCCUUAAUUAUUUGGAGCUCAAAGACAUGAAAAUGUGUAUUUAUUGAAACAAAUCCUUAUGAAACAUCAGUUGUUGGCACAGCUGAAAAUAAACCACAUUGUAAUCCAAAUAAAAGUAUUUUAUUUGAUAUAAAAAA
Solea senegalensis (Senegalese sole) is the source of this 1029-nucleotide messenger RNA. Its product is annotated as DUF4748 domain-containing protein. The record is from RefSeq and is a predicted model, not a curated record. The coding region runs from base 39 to 461 and encodes 140 amino acids. Lineage: Eukaryota; Metazoa; Chordata; Actinopteri; Pleuronectiformes; Soleidae. The transcript is spliced from 3 exons.